AUGUCUUUCUCGUCGCUAGUCCAAGAUCUUGCCUUUCGCGACCAGGCCAAUGCCAGAGACAGCUCGGUCAGCCUUGACAACCAAUCCACUAUCUCCCGACCCUCACAGGCGCGGUCCUACACCUCAACCGCGGCGACGAGCGUCAGCAUUGCAGGCGACAUUUCGAGUCAGCUUCAUGCUGGAUACAGUCACCCAUUAUCAAGAGCAUGGCAGGCAGAGAGACAAUUAACCAAGUCCAUGUUGAUCUACCCUCUCUUCAUCACCGACAACCCCAACGAGGUCACUCCGAUCCCUUCGCUGCCCAACCAAAACCGCCUCGGCUUGAACAAACUAGUUCCAUUCCUUACACCGUUGGUCCAGAAGGGUCUGCGAUCGGUCAUUCUGUUUGGGGUGCCUCUUGCUCCUACCGCGAAAGAUGCCUUGGGCACUGCCGCCGACGACCCUGAAGGUCCGGUGAUCAAGGGCAUCCAACUGAUCCGUCGGCAUUUCCCUGAACUGUUUAUUGUCGCAGACGUCUGCCUGUGCGAGUACACGUCUCACGGCCAUUGCGGCAUCCUACGUGACGACGGGAGCUUGAACAACGCCAUGUCGGUGGAGCGUAUCUCGGACGUCGCAAUGGCAUACGCUCUUGCGGGCGCCCACUGUGUGGCACCGUCAGACAUGAAUGAUGGGCGGAUACGAGCGAUCAAACUCAAGCUGAUCGAAGCCGGCCUCGCCCACCAAGUCAACCUGAUGAGCUACGCGGCCAAGUUUUCGGGCUGUCUGUAUGGCCCUUUCCGUGAUGCCGCCGGAUCGUGCCCCUCGUUCGGCGACCGAAAAUGCUACCAGCUGCCUCCUGGCGGACGGGGCCUGGCGAGACGGGCCAUUGCACGAGAUGUCCAAGAAGGUGCGGACAUCAUUAUGGUGAAACCCGCCUCGUCGUACCUGGACAUCAUUUCAGACGCCAAGGAACUUGCAAAGGACAUGCCGGUCGCCGCGUACCAGGUCAGCGGCGAAUACGCCAUGAUCCACGCCGGAGCCAAAGCCGGGGUGUUUGACCUCAAGACUAUGGCCUUCGAGAGCACAGAAGGUAUCUUGCGAGCCGGCGCGGGCAUCGUCGUGAGCUACUUCACACCCGAGUUUCUGGAUUGGUUGAAUGCAUAA
Capronia coronata CBS 617.96 is the source of this 1143-nucleotide messenger RNA. RefSeq names its product delta-aminolevulinic acid dehydratase. The transcript is spliced from 2 exons. Bases 1 to 1143 code for a protein of 380 amino acids. Gene Ontology annotation, cellular component: cytosol. The record is from RefSeq and is a predicted model, not a curated record. Gene Ontology annotation, molecular function: porphobilinogen synthase activity; zinc ion binding. Gene Ontology annotation, biological process: heme biosynthetic process. Lineage: Eukaryota; Fungi; Ascomycota; Eurotiomycetes; Chaetothyriales; Herpotrichiellaceae.